Messenger RNA from Scutellospora calospora, 1677 nucleotides. NCBI's taxonomy places the organism in Eukaryota, Fungi, Glomeromycota, Glomeromycetes, Diversisporales, Gigasporaceae. The record is from the annotation of a GenBank genome assembly.
CAUAAGUUUACAUUAGAUGAAGAUGAGAAAAUUGUAGGAUUAAAUAUUAGAGCCGGAUGGUUCAUUGAUGGAAUUGAAAUUAAAACUAAUAAAAAGAGCAGUGGAUGGAUUGGUGGAUUUGGUGGAUCGAUGCAUUAUUUGUAUAUGCCUAAAGAUCACGAAAUAAUUGGAAUUUUUGGAAGUGGUGAUUCCUAUAUUAAUUCUUUGGGAAUAAUUUAUAAGAAACAUUUAACUUUGAUUUUAAAUCUAGUGGCGGGCAUGAUCCCUCUGAUCCCAACAGAAAUUUAUCAGCAAAUUCUCAAAAGAUUUCAUGUGUCAACAAUCUGGAAACUUGCUUUAGUCAAUAAAACUUGGUGCGCAAACGUUAUUCCGAUUCUUUAUAAGGAACCAUUUUCUCUUGUAUAUAACAAUACCGAUACUCUUGAUGAUAAAGAGAGAAAGGCGCAGCUUGCGAGAACGUAUUUAUGGUGUUUAAGUGAUGAAGCAAAAAAUUCACUUAAAUCUGUUGGAAUUGAACUACCUGAAUGUAUCAUAACAAAGUCAACAUUUAAAUACGAAUCAUUCUUAUACAAUAUAAAUUACUUAUAUUUCUCUGAUAUCUUUAGAGAAUUACUAAUUUCUCUAGACAAUGAUAGCAGCAUGAUAGAUUGUUUUCAUUAUGUAAUACUCGAGAAAGUUUGCAAGCAGUUUGUAAUUAGUGCGGAAAAAAUUAAGCAUCUUUCACUUAUAGAUGUUAACAAGAUUCAUCUUCCAUUUCGAAGUCGAAUGAUGGUACCAUUACAAUCGUAUAUUUGUAGUGAAAACUCUUUCUUCUCACGUAUCGAAAAGUUUGAAUCUGAUGAAAGUAUUACAUCCGGGUUCUUCUUUGAGAUGGCACAAGUGGCUCACAAAAUUGAAGACUUGCACAUUGUUGAUUGUCAUAAGAAUGAUGAAGCUAUUGCGACAUUAAUUCGAGUUCAAGAUAAUUUACAAAAGAUUUCUCUUGAAUUUAAUGGAAGUCUUCAAUCGUGGGAAUAUCUUGAAGAAGCACUUGGAGAAAAAGUAGAAUCACUUAAAUAUGUACACAUCUUAUCAAGGGUUUAUUUAACAUACGAUUAUUUUUCACUUGGAAUAUUUUCGGGAUGUACAAAUUUACAAGUCUUGAAAUUGCAUCUUUAUAAAUCUAUGGAUCAUCAUGUCUUGGAAGAUUUUGUUGAAUCCUCUUUAACGAAAUUGAAAACUCUUGAUUUAAAAAUUGCAAUCCAUCCAACAUCUGAUACAUUUAGUCAAAUUUCGAGAUUGAUUACAAAUUCAAAUACUUAUGAUACUUUACGAAAUGUUACAAUAGUCUGGCAAUAUUAUCCAGUUGAUUUCUAUGAAAUAACCAUUCCGAAUUCCAAGGGUAAUCAUAUUUUAAAUAUUUUUCUUGCAUGUGUCUUAUUACAAGAAGCAAAAUUUUAUACGGAUAAUAUACGAAAUCUUGUAAAUACUAAAUGUGAUCAUUUGGAAUAUUCGGAUAUAUCACAAAAAUUCAUGUCUUUCGGAGAAAAUAUACCAAAAAAUUUGCGAAAACUUUGCUUCUUUGGUUCCUGGAGAUUUGAUUAUUUUGCAUUAUCAGAAUUUCUUGAUGGAUGUGCAGAUAGAUUAAACAAAAAGCCUUUUGGAUUGUUGUUUAGUCUACACCCAGGAAGGAAAUCU